GUUUUGUACAAGCGCUGGCAAUCUCCCCUAUAAUAUCUGGUGGCACUCUCCCACCCUCCCCUAUAACCUGUGUUUAAAAUACAGACGAUUUAUUCGUUUUUUCUGAAUAAAUUGAACAAAAUUGAUACAUAACUUUCUCUUCUCAUUUUGAUAACAAAUAGUUGUGCACAUGAGUGAUGAUAAUAAUGAAAGUGGAAAUUCAGACGUCAUUUGUCUGGAUUCAAGCGAGAAAUCUACCGAUGGCGAUAAGCUGGAAGAGGAAGAGGGUGAGGUUAGCGAUGAAGUGAUAAUUUGUGACAAAUCAGUGUGUUUUAAUGAGACAUUGCCACCGGGAAUUGCUCCAGAAGGAUUCAUUAUCAUUGAUGAGGCGAUUGAAGUAGUGAAAAACACAGGUGAAAUUUCUUCGGAACCAGAAGACGGUACACAGGCACCAAUUUUGAAGGUUACUUUUAGGGAUGAAGGCGUUGCAAGAAAAUACAAAGGAAAAAUUCAAGACUUCCUAACUCAACUCAUCUUCGGUGAAGCUACCGAAGAUAGAAAUGCAUCGAAACCAACCUUGGCUAUCUGGCCCUCAAGAGACUCAAAAAAUCGAAUAAUCCCUGAAAAUAACUUUUACAUGAUUGACAACAAUCCUGAUUCUCAAGAGAGUCUUGACAUUCCCACGUAUGGUAAGAAAUUCGAGAGAGUCCUAAAUGAUGUAAGUGAUCCACCUGCGGCAGACGAAAAAGGAAAGACAACUUCAAAACUCAACUGCUUCAAUUGUUUGGGAAGUCAUAAUUUACGUGAUUGUCCAGAACCUCGAAAUAUUCUGGAGAUUAACAAGAAUAGGAAGGAAUUCAAUUCUCGGAAUGGGCCUAGAUCCGUGAGGUAUCAUGUCGAGGAAGAUGCAAAAUUCGAUCACUUCAAACCUGGAGUCCUGAGUCCGGAACUGAGAAAAGCCUUAGGAUUGGCUGAUGACGAACUCCCUAGGCAUAUUUACAAAAUGAGAAUACUUGGCUAUCCCCCAGGGUGGCUGGAGGACGCUCGUCUCCAGCACUCUGGUAUAAAUCUUUAUAACUCAGAAGGAAUGAGAGAGACAGAGCCGGAUGAAGAGCAAGGUGAGAUCUUCACACCAGAGUCUAGGGAUAAGUAUGAUAUAAGAAAGGUCCAUGAUUUCCCUGGCUUCAAUAUACCAGCACCACCAGGAAUUCUAGAUGCUGGGUGGAAUGUGGAGCAACGAAAAAUCCAUUCCAAAGAUACGAUGCUGGCUAAAAUGAAUGGUAGAAAAGCGGAAGAGGGGUACAAGAGGAAGAAAAUGAAGCAAAGUGAAGCAGUACAUAAUUCACGAACUAUAGAAAAUGCACAAAUGGAAAUCGAAAUUAUAGAAGAUGCACCUAUAGAAUCGUUGGAUGAGAGCGGUUACUUUGUGCCUCCAAUUCCAAAGGAACCAGAGCCCUGCCAACGACACCGCUCUCCACCUCCAAUCGCACCCCUUGAAGAGGAAACUUCUCCAACUGAAUUGAGAUCAACCGGGGCCUCCUCUUCACCGACUGAAUCGGAAAACAGACAGCAAAAAUUGUGUGACUCAGUGAAGAAUACUCAUUCCGAAUUGAGUGCUGGAACCACGUCGAUAUAUUAUUCGAAUAUGCUUGCGAUAUCUGAUCAGCGAGAUAGAAUUGGUAGAGUUACAUCUGUGGAUCUCGGAACCCCAAUUUUACAGAGUACAUCUCCUUUUACAAAAUUGCCAGCCAGUGCAAAUUUUUCCAAGGACAUUUGUGAAGUCAUUAACUUUGAAAACUUACCAAAUUCUACUGGUAAAUAUAAAAAAAUGACGGAAAUUUUGCAGAAAGUGAGAGGAACACUUUCUCAUGCUCCUUAAUCAUAAAAAUCUCUGCUUUUUCACCUUUUUCCGUUUGUAAAAUACGAUCAUCAUAAGAGACAGAGAGUGAAAGAACUACAUUUUUUUCUCCAUAAAUUCUUCCAGUUCGUGGAAUGUCAUGAAGAGUGAUUGACGUAAUUUAAUCUUUAUCACCACUAAAAUAUAGAAAAUUCUGGGUAAAAUAGGCUAAAGUGGAUAUAUUAUUUUUGAAAUUUUGAGAACAUCGAAAAUAAUCCCCUCUAUCAAUAUAAUUCAAAAUACUUAGAUAUCUAAGUUUACACGAUGUUUACACCCGCUAGCGAUAUUUUACGUCUUUCACAAUGAGAAAAAAAAAAUAUUUUUCCGCUCUGCUGCUCACGACUUUUCGAUUAGAAAUGGUCACUUUCCUAACUUGAAAUCACUGCGGAAAAAAAUUAUCAGGACUAUGUUCAUUAAAUUUUUCCAACAGGUGUGGUUUUUUAGUUCACGCCUUCGGCUUAGACGCCGAUUCUAUCGGCGUAAAAAAUCUUAUACCCACAACCCGGAAAUAUACUAGAUCCACUUCAUGUGCCUCCCUAUCUAUUUCCACAAAUUCUCCUGGUGAUAAAGAUUCAGUUGUGAUAAUAACACAACACACAUCUUCCUGUACUCCACAUGGUUUUACUCUUUUGUUUCUUUCCAGCAUAAUAUAAUUUUUCAUUGAUCAAUUCGAAAAGAUUUAACCAAAUGGAAAAUCGAAAAUCGAUUCUGGACGCCUAUGGCAUAAAAAUAUUGAAAGCAAUCGAAAUAUAACUCGGCAGAUUUUUUGGGUAUUUUAUUUAUAAAACAGAUUCGAGGAGAAUGAUUCCCAUACAUACUAUCUGUAAACAAUGUUCGUUGUACGUUUGUGCAUAUGACAAAACGAUUUUUUCCCCCAUUUAUUAGCACUUUGCGAUAAAUAUAUAUUUUUUUAAUAGUUUCGCAUUCAAAAAUUACAGUACAAAGAUUAAUAACUUGUAGUCAGAUAAUGGUUUGCGAAGAAUUCGUACAGACAUUUCCAACUUGUGCUUUCGUACAAUUAACAUCCUAUUUUACUGAAAAACCGCAGACUCCAUAUAUAUUUUGUUUUUACUUUUUUUUCAGCCUACAUGCAUUUAUGUGGUGCAGUUCCCCUUCAUGCGGGUCUGUACCAAAACUUUAAAUAAAGAACAAAAAAAAACUGUCUAUACGAGAUAACAAAAUAAUCGAACGCGGUCUUAAGGGAGUCUCAUCGUUGGCUUGAAUACUAAUUCAAUUCAAUUCAAUAUAAGCAAUAAAUUAUGGUGGAAAUCAUGUUAAAGGAAAAAUCUUGCUCAAUUUAUAUAAGGUAAAGGGAGUCUCUGAUUAAAAAUAAUAUCUGACCGUUCGUCCAAUUUUCGAAAUUUUCAGAGUUGACGAGUAUUCAUUGAUUAACUAAAAAUCCUACGAACAAUAAUAUCCAUAGUUUGGUUUGCAGUCAGAGACACGCCAUACUAAUGCCCUGUUGCUUAACUCAUCGCAAGUCUGUCCUUUUGAAAAUAUUCUAACCCUGGAAAAAAUUUCCUCCUUCUCUAAUCACAUCAUAGGGGAAAAAUGACAAACAACUGUUUUGAAAAUUCAUGACAAAAAUUGUUAAUCUGAUUGACCAAUAAAAUUGUGGUUAAGACAUUUAUCUGAUUUAUCCCCCGCUACCCUCCCGCACCAAUUCAAAUGAUUUAAUAUAGUAUUAAUCACUCGUCUUGUCAACAGCAAGGCGAAGGACGAUUGUAAGAAGUUCAGGGCCAACCGAGUUUACUGAACUGAAUUUAUGCUGAACCGUUUUUCGGUAUAUUUUUCUCCUUGUGGUUUCUUCCUGUAUUCUCCCGUAAUUGUCUGUAUGAGAAAAUACGAAUGGAUUUUAUACUAAUUAUUGUUUUUAGUGCACUUCACCCAUGCAUUUACCAUAUUUUAUGCCUAGGCAUGUCUCAUCCUAUGCGUCUCCGUAACUUCCGUGUAUUUAUCACAAAGGAUACAAUAAUUGGGAAAACUACCUUAUGUAUUCGAUUGUACAUCGUUAGUACAUGAUUGUACUCGAAUGUUUUUAUACAUUCACUCAUUAAUUAUAAAUAAUUAUUCCAUUUUUGCCAUGAUGCUGGCCGGAAUAAAAUGAAAAAUUGCUCAAUGGGUCAAAAAAAUGGUCAAUUCGAUAGGAAAUUGUUUGUAUAUCAUGAAUUACAUACUUUCUUCGUUUGUACAUUCCUUAGUGUCGCCGCACGAAAAUUAUGCGUUUAAGCUUGCGAUGCAAACUCAAUUCAAUGCACAAAAUUGGCAGCAGCUUGUUUCGACCUCGACAGAAUCGGAGUUACACAUGUAUCAGUCCUGAAAAGAACUUAUAGGAAUGUCUUCUGAAUUAUUGGGUGUUCUUAUAGGAGCCACAUAAAGUAUAUAAGAUCAUAUGUGAAUCAUAUGGCCCUAGAUGCCUAACGAAAUUCAUUGAAAUUGAGAUCUGGGCCAUACAUCGGAAGUUCAAACUCAAGUAUUAAAUUGGCAAUAGUAAGGGAUGAUAUGAUGCAGAGACAAAAAGAUAUAGUAUUCUAUCAAGAACCGAAGAAGGAAAUAAAAAUAUAGUUCCUACGCAUAUCUAUUCGGAAGCAUAUUAGUAAUGUAUUGCCAAAAAGGCAACGAUUGAUGCAAUGGAAGAUGCUCAUAUGUUUAUUUCAAACCUAAUGGAGUCGAUACACUUGAUCAGAAUUCAAUAUGGAAAAAUAAAACACCGUUAUUCAGUAUAGAAAAGCAGGAAUGUAUUUCACAUUAAUAUAUUUUUUAACGACCUAUUAUUCAUUAGUUGGAUAAUAUUGAAUAAUCCAGUACUACAUCUUUUAAAAAAUUAGUCGAGACUUAAAAAGUAAUCCGAAUACUUGAAAUUGUCUCUCUUUUCCAACAUUAAGGCCGGGAUGGGCUAUCUGUCGAACGUCAUCUAUUGUUUAAAUUAUAUCUUCUUAGCUUGAAAUACAUUAAAAUUUGGGAUCAAAUUUGUGUUGCCGGAAGCACUUGAAAAAAAAAAUUGAUAAAAAAAAAGAGGAAAAAUUUAUUGAAGGGCGCUAAAGAGCGAUAGUGUUUUAAAGGGUUCUACCAUGUUUA
This is a messenger RNA of Fopius arisanus, 4954 nucleotides long. Its product is annotated as zinc finger CCHC domain-containing protein 8 homolog. Gene Ontology annotation, cellular component: catalytic step 2 spliceosome. NCBI's taxonomy places the organism in Eukaryota, Metazoa, Arthropoda, Insecta, Hymenoptera, Braconidae. Gene Ontology annotation, molecular function: RNA binding. The transcript has 5 exons. The record is from RefSeq and is a predicted model, not a curated record. Bases 170 to 1858 code for a protein of 562 amino acids.